GCACGCACACACACGUAUGAACCCCCGCGUCAAGGUCCUCCCUCUACCUAUCUCUCUGUUCCUCCGCCUCACGAGCACACAGGCACAUGCACAUGCACACACAGCCAGCUUGUCACUGCACAGAUGGCGCGAGGCGGGGUGGGCUAUCGCACUGCCACUGUCUUGUGUGGUGUUUGUGUUGUAUGUGUGCGUGUGUGUGCGUAUGUAUCUGUGUGUAUCUGUGUGUGUGCAGCAUGUGUGCAUGUCACAGUCAGUGACGGGUCUUCGAAUUCUUUCUGUCGGCGUUGCCGUGUGUGUGGUGUGGUGUGGUGUGGUUGGUGGGUCCGUCGGUGGAUCCAUCUACGUUCUAUCUGCUCUGCUCUGCUCAGUCGCCGGAUGCCUCGAUCUCACGCUCGUAGCGCUGCUGGUCCUCCUCAGCCUGAACACACCACAACACACCACACAACACACAUUCAUCCAUGUCUGUGGUUGCAUGUGCUUGCGAGAAGCAUCCGUGCCAUGUCGAUGUAGGGCUUCUUGUCCUCAUCCUCCAUCUCACGCCACUCCUUGCCUGCACACACCACCCACCACACACACACCAUGUCCGCAUGACGCCUCCCCACAUGCAUCCGGCCGAUCCAUCGCAUUACCCAUUUUCUUGUGGAUGCGGUGGCCCUUGAUCCCCUGCUCCUUCAACUCCUCACGACGACCCGCAGCAUAGUGCAUGUCUGCACACCACACCCAUGCGCCCACACAUGGGAAUGCACCGGCCACACAUGUCGUAUGGAGCAGGUGCAUUCCCACCGGUGUGGUGUGCUUACAUGAGUUUUUGGGCUCCUUGGGGUCCUUCUUGACACCCCCGCCGCCAUUGGACUUGCUCCCGCUCGCAGACGUGCCCGCCUUCUUGACCAUGGUCACGACACGAUUCAACACGACCCAACACGACCCAACACGACAGUCGGUCCUCACGGACGACGCGCGCCGACAGGUAGCUGGAAUGGACAAAUGGGAACGGGAUG
Molecule: messenger RNA, 998 nt
Organism: Vitrella brassicaformis
Lineage: Eukaryota; Vitrellaceae
Source: the annotation of a GenBank genome assembly